AGUACAACCUGGUGGACGACAGGCACGACCUGCGCAUCCCGCUGCACAACGAGGACGCCUUCCAGCACGGCAUCUGCUUCGAGGCCAAGUACAUUGGGAGCCUGGAUGUGCCACGGCCAAACAGUAGGGUGGAGAUCGUGACAGCUAUGCGGCGGAUCAGGUAUGAAUUUAAAGCCAAGAAUAUCAAGAAGAAGAAAGUGAAUCUCAUCGUCUCAGUGGAUGGCGUGAAGGUCAUUCUGAAGAAGAAGAAGAAGAAAAAAGAAUGGGCCUGGGAUGAGAACAAAAUGCUCGUAAUGCACGAUCCCAUCUACAGGAUAUUCUACGUCUCUCAUGACUCCCAGGACCUAAAGAUCUUCAGUUACAUUGCCAGGGAUGGGUCUAGCAAUAUCUUCAGGUGCAACGUCUUCAAAUCCAAGAAGAAGAGCCAAGCCAUGCGCAUCGUCCGGACAGUGGGGCAGGCAUUCGAGGUCUGCCAUAAGCUGAGCCUGCAGCACACCCAGCAAAAUGCAGACGGGCAGGAGGAUGGAGACAGUGAGAGGAACGGAGAUGAUCUGGAUGUCCCAGCCUGCCGCCUCGCCGGGGUGGAGAGAGCAGCUGCCUCUGCGGAGGAGACGGACAUCGACGCCGUGGAGCUGCCGCUGCCUGGAGCUGACAUCCUUGACUUCAGCCGUGGCGUGACCGACCUCGACGCUGUGGGCAAGGAGGGCUGCCUCCACCCUGAAGAUAUCCUGACAGCGUCGCCCAAGAUGCUGCUGCCCUCCUCUGCCCAGCUGCCUGACCUGGGAACACCCCUCUCUGCCCACCACCAGAUGCAGCUUCUCCAGCAGCUCCUGCAGCAGCAGCAGCAGCAGACGCAAGUGGCUGUGGCACAGGUCCACUUGCUGAAGGACCAGCUGGCAGCAGAGGCAGCGGCACGGCUGGAGGCCCAGGCUCGCGUGCACCAGCUCCUGCUCCAGAACAAGGACUUGCUGCAGCACAUCUCACUCCUGGUCAAACAGGUGCAGGAGCUGGAGCUGAAGUUGGCAGGGAACACGACCACAGGCUCCCAGGACAGUCUGCUGGAGAUCACCUUCCGCUCCAACGUCCUCCCCGUCCUCUGCGACCCGACCACUCCGCAGCCUGAGGACACCCACCCACCACCACUGGGCCCCAGCUCGGCUUUCCCCAGCAGCCUGGGCAGCCCCAUAGGUAGGAACGACUGUCUGGUGAAGCUGGAGUGCUACCGCUUUCUGCCAGAGUCGGGGCCACCCGCCCCGGAGCCAGCGCUGGGCAGCCUGGAGCUCAUCAAGUUCCGCGAGUCGGGCAUCGCCUCCGAGUACGAGUCCAACACGGACGAGAGCGAGGAGCGCGACUCCUGGUCCCAGGAGGAACCGCCGCGCCUGCUCCACGUCCAGCCCAGGCAGGACCUGGGCGACAGCCUGGAGGAUGAGAUCGCGGUGUAG
Molecule: messenger RNA, 1442 nt
Organism: Acanthisitta chloris (rifleman)
Lineage: Eukaryota; Metazoa; Chordata; Aves; Passeriformes; Acanthisittidae
Gene: NOS1AP
Product: nitric oxide synthase 1 (neuronal) adaptor protein
Exons: 10
Molecular function (GO): nitric-oxide synthase binding
Source: RefSeq, a predicted model, not a curated record